Molecule: messenger RNA, 1473 nt
Organism: Enterobius vermicularis (human pinworm)
Lineage: Eukaryota; Metazoa; Nematoda; Chromadorea; Rhabditida; Oxyuridae
Source: the annotation of a GenBank genome assembly
CCUCUUAAAGAUGCAAAUCAAGAAGAGCCACAACAUUGGUUAGCGAAACAAGACCUCAGCAAGUUAGAUCCUCAUUCACUUACUCCAAUUACUGAGGAAGUUAUAAGUCGCCAAGCUACUAUUAACAUUGGCACUAUUGGUCACGUAGCUCACGGUAAAUCAACACUUGUCAAGGCCAUUUCGGGUGUGCAUACUGUUAAAUUUAAGAAUGAAUUGGAAAGAAAUAUCACUAUUAAACUUGGCUAUGCAAACGCAAAAAUUUAUAGAUGUUCUAAUGAAAAAUGUCCGCGACCAGGUUGUUAUAGGUCGGCAGGAUCAAGUAGUCCAGAUCGUAUGCCAUGUGAAAGGCCUGGUUGCGGUGGAGAAUUUGUUUGUGUACGUCAUGUGUCAUUUGUAGACUGCCCUGGUCACGAUAUUCUUAUGGCCACCAUGCUGAACGGGGCAGCAGUCAUGGAUGCAGCAUUACUGUUGAUUGCAGGUAACGAACCUUGUCCACAGCCGCAGACGUCUGAACAUUUAGCUGCUGUGGAAAUCAUGCGACUUAACCAUUUGCUUAUUUUACAGAAUAAGAUCGACUUAGUGAAGGAAAGUCAAGCACGAGAACAGUACGAGCAAAUACGAAGUUUUGUACAAGGAACAGUUGCUGACGGAGCGCCUAUUAUACCUAUUUCAGCUCAACUAAAAUAUAACAUUGAUGUUGUUUGUGAGUAUCUUUGUAAGAAAGUACCUGUACCUGUAAGAAAUUUCUUAGAGCCUGCACGUUUAAUUGUUAUUCGUUCGUUCGAUGUAAAUCGUCCUGGAGCAGAAGUGGAAGAUUUGAAAGGGGGCGUGGCUGGGGGUUCUAUCCUGCGUGGUAUCCUUCGAGUAGGUCAAGAAAUUGAGGUUCGUCCCGGCAUAGUUUCAAAAGCCCCCGAUGGUAGGCUGCAGUGCAGACCAAUUUUUUCACGUGUAGUGUCGUUAUUUGCUGAACAGAACCAGCUUCAGUACGCGGUCCCGGGAGGCUUAAUCGGUGUGGGUACAAAGAUUGACCCAACUUUAUGUAGAGGCGACCGGUUAGUUGGGCAUAUUUUGGGGGCUGUCGGAACUCUUCCAGAUAUUUUCACUGAAAUUGAAAUAGGAUAUUAUUUAUUGCGUCGUUUGCUUGGUGUUCGCACUGAAGGCGGUAAAAAGGCACAGAAAGUUGUGAAAUUAACGAAGGGAGAAGUUUUGAUGGUUAAUAUUGGAUCACUGAGCACAGGUGGACGCGUAAUUGCAGUUAGAGGUGAUGCUGCGAAAAUCGCUUUGACUGAUCCAAUCUGUACUGAAAUUAGCGAGAAGAUCGCACUUUCUCGACGUAUUGAGAAGCACUGGCGGUUAAUUGGCUGGGGUACAAUAAGAAGAGGAACUACGAUUUUGCCGACAUUGCCUGUGGGUCGGGAUGACCAAGGAGCUUCUAGUAACGUUAUUAAAGGAGAAUCCGGAGAUGCUAAUUAA